AUUUUCCUUCAAAUUCUCUCCUUUUCUUUCCCUCUUUCUAAGCUAUUUUCUCUUUCAUUUUCCUCCUCUCUCUCUCUCUCUCUCUCCCUCACAAAAAUUAGUAUCCAAAGAGCCUUUUCUCUUAUUCCUUCUACUCUGCUCGUUCUUCUUGAUUUUGUUCUGAUUCUUGAAUCCAUCUUUUCUUUCAUUCUGGUUUGCUCUGUUCUUGUUCUGUUUUUUACUUUUUGGAUUACCCUUUCCUGGGUUUGCUUAAUUUUCACUUGAAAAAUCUCUUAUUUUCUUUCUUUCAAUCAAAAUAUGGGGUUUUCAAAGAAGACGCAAGUGGAUUCUGGUUUAGACUCGGAAGGGAAAAAAUGGGUAAUCGCUGGAAUAGCUAUUAGGACUUCACUCAAGCCAAUAAGCACAAAACCAAGAGGAAAAGACAUCGACGAUGGUGAUGAAGAAGAGGAGUGCUCUACAACCCCAACAGCGAAAGAGGCAAGAAUACCAGAGAGAUUACCGUGCCCGCCAGCACCAAGGAAGCGACGGCCUUCUUCGAGGUGCAACUACAAUGGUGUUAGGGAGUUCUUUACUCCCCCUGAUUUGGAAUCAGUGUUUAAAUGCUAUGUUGAGAAAGCAAAUUGAGAGACAAGACUUGCACUUUGUUUGGCCUUAAGAGAGGGUUGAGUUAGGGCUUAGAGAUUUUGUAGUGUUUUCACUAUUUAUCUUUCUUUUUUUUUCCCUUUUACUAUUAUUGUUAAUUUUUAUCUCUAUUUUUAUGUUUUGGUAGUGAUUAGGAGCUUAAGUUGUACAAAGAUAUGAUUUUUUUUUUUUUAUGAAAUGAUUAGUGUAGUUUGGUUUAGCCUUUCUUGUUUUUUGGUUAAUGAGAAGUUUCUGUAUCUUUUCUUUUUGUUCCAAAGUUUCUGGCUUGCCUAAGAAGAUAUAUUGUAUUUGUUGUCAUU
This is a messenger RNA of Hevea brasiliensis (rubber tree), 941 nucleotides long. RefSeq names its product cyclin-dependent protein kinase inhibitor SMR6. Gene Ontology annotation, biological process: regulation of DNA endoreduplication. The record is from RefSeq and is a predicted model, not a curated record. NCBI's taxonomy places the organism in Eukaryota, Viridiplantae, Streptophyta, Magnoliopsida, Malpighiales, Euphorbiaceae. The transcript has a single exon. Bases 298 to 624 code for a protein of 108 amino acids.